AUGAAGGUGAUAAACGUGAGGAAGAGAAAAAAAAUUACCAACAUGCAUUCCGUAAUACUGCUAGUGUUGUCCUUUUUUUUGUCUUUCGGAAGAGGAAUGGAUUAUUACAAAAGGCUGGGGAUUAAAAGGAAUGCCAGCAAGGAGGACAUCUCAAAGGCGUACAGGAAACUAGCCAAGGAGUAUCACCCUGAUGUGGCUCCAGAUAAAGAAAAAGACUUUAUAGAAAUAGCUAAUGCGUAUGAAACGCUGUCAGAUCCGGAGAAGAGAAAAAUGUAUGAUAUGUAUGGAGAGAACUACGCAGAAGGAGCAUCCCCAGGUGGAGAAGGAGGACCAGGUGGGUUUGGCAGUGGCUUCCACUUUGAUCAAGACGUUGUGAAUGAAAUAUUUAGACAAUUCGCAGGAGGAGGAAGAGGUGGAGGGGGUGGUCGUGCAGGUAACUUCCACUUUAAGUUUACCUCAGGUGGUGGUGGAGGAGGAGGAGGGUUCCCCAAUUUUGGGCACCACUUUGAGGAUGAAUAUGAGGACAUAUACAAAAAUGAGGUGUUAAAAAUUAACUCACAAAAUUACGACAGGGUAGUAAAUGACAUCACAUACUCCCUGGUCAUAAAUUUCUAUUCCCCAUCAUGUUCCCACUGUAAAUCUUUCAAAAAAAAGUUUUUAAAAUUUUCCAAAAAGUAUGAUGGGUAUUUAACCUUCUCUGUAGUUAACUGUCAAGAGGAAAAAAGCAUUUGCCGAAAAUACAACGUGAAGUCUCUUCCACAUAUCAUUUUAUUGAAAAAAAAUAAAACAUAUGAAACUUUUUAUGGAAACAGAACGGAGGAAAAUUUAAUCAGCUUUAUUCAGGAGAACAUACCAUAUGUGUAUACAGAUAUUACUAGCCAGAAAAAGUUGGACUCCUUUUUAGUGAAAAAUGUAGAAACGCCUAAAGUGAUUUUCUUCAUCUCAUACAAUGACGACGUAGUAAUGUUGAAGGCACUGUCUAUAGAGUUUGAAAAGAGAAUCGACAUAGGGGUCAUUCACAGUUCCAAUUAUAAAAUGAUGCAACUUUUCAGCAAAAGAAAUGUGAGGACUCCCUCCAUUUUGCUUGUCGAAGAUAUUGAUAGCCUUUCCGGGGACUUAACCUUUUUGAAAAACUUCGACUUUAAUAUUUUGUCCCUCAAGUUAAGUCACGUCGUGGCCCAGAAUAGGUUGAAAAAUAAUUUGUAUGGACAUGUGACUUCCUACCAGGAGUUAACUAAGAAGAAAUUUGAAUCGGGUCAGUGUCAGGAGAAGGAUUCGCAAAUUUGCUUCCUCAUUUUGAAGCUGUUAAAGAAGAGUUACCACAAAUUCGAUGAGGAUAUCAAAAAUGUGGCUGGCAAGUUUUCAAAAGAUCCCCUGAAGAUCAUGUAUGUGAAUGUGUUUGAUCAGCCGCAUAUUUUGGACUCCUUCGGGUUGGUCAAUGAGUGCAAGCAUGCCAACUGCCUCUUCCUCGUAGCCUUCAGGCCCAAGAGACAGAAGUUCCGCCUGCACGAUGGCGAGGUCAAUGUGCAAAGCGUGCACAAGUUCGUGGAGGACGUGGUCAGUGGCGGAAUCUCCAUCAACCAGGCCGUCAAGCGUGGGCUCCGCUUCGUCAGCGCGCCGCACUACACGGACGAGCUUUGA
Messenger RNA from Plasmodium coatneyi, 1641 nucleotides. RefSeq lists its product as uncharacterized. The record is from RefSeq and is a predicted model, not a curated record. The transcript has a single exon. NCBI's taxonomy places the organism in Eukaryota, Apicomplexa, Aconoidasida, Haemosporida, Plasmodiidae. Bases 1 to 1641 code for a protein of 546 amino acids.